CCCAAAUGAAACACAAUCGGGUCGGGCUCAUUUGCAGGGAGAGGAGUGAGGCUGUUCGGCGAGUCAAUGGUAAUAUAUAUUCAUCUUGUCGGUUUCUUAGGUUGAGAGGAGGAGUAUGUCAAUUCGUCGUUAACUACGAGGGUUUGAACGAGACGCUUCGAAGCCGCCAAAUAGAUUGAGAGAAGUCUACAAGCUGUGGUUUUUCACAGAAGCUUACCAGAGAGAUGGAGGCUAGGAAAUGUGUUGCAAAACAGCCUGAGAAAGACGACGACGACGACGAAGAUGAAGGAAGCGUCAUAAAAGAUGCAGUGCCUCAGUCGAGUCAGUAAUUAACCAAAUUAAUCUGUGAUAUUUAACAUGUUUCUUGGGUCAAGAGCUCUUGGGCAGUGAGGGGAAUACAGAUGGAUACUGGAACUAAAUUCUCGAAGCGAAGUUGGCUUGGUGAAUUUGUUCCUUGAGGACCUUCUGUUCUCCAAUAGAUUGUGAGCAAUCUAGCCUAGAGAAGCAUGUUCAAACUGAUGAUGGAGAGACAACCAAAAUAAAUGCUAAAUUCGUAUUUCUAAAAUAACAAAGUGCUUCAAAAAAGCAGAAAUGGCUCUCUCAUAAUUUCAGUUAUGUCAUAAAGGAGCAAAGAAAUUUUCUCUGUGCUCCGACAACUUUACUCACCGGUAAAAGGUGAAAAAAAAUCUACCUCUCUUUGUUGGAAGAUUUGGCUUCCAUUGAACCAGAUAAGAUAGUGCUUCUGCACUUGGCACUUCUAACUACUGAAGAUUUCUUUUUGGAAAAGUGGGCUUCAUUUCUUAAGCAAAUGUCAAGAAAGCAAAUGAGGCACUCAUCUCUUCAGGAGGAAAGUGCAAAGGAAGAACGUGAAGACAGACUAAGCAGUUUACCUGAAGAUCUUUGCAAGCAUAUUCUCUGUAUGCUACCCAUACAAGAUGCAAUUAGAACAUGCAUUUUGUCCAAAAAGUGGAGAUAUACUUAUCAGUCUCUUCAGAAUCUUGUAUUUGAUUCCUCACAAUUUACUGAUGCUGAAAGUAGACCUGAUCAUUUUGUGGAAUUCAUAGACCAGUUACUCUUGCACCAUGAUGACUCAGAUAUACCAGUCAUCAAAUUUAAAUUAUGGAGUGAAAUAGCACGCUAUAAAUUAAAGACGAAAUGGAUUGAUUUUGCUUUGAAGCAUAAUGUUGAAGAUCUUGUUAUUGAAGCUCGUGUUGCUGAACCAAAAGGGUUUAGCCCCUGUAUCUUUUCCUCGACAACAUUGAAAAGAUUUACUUUCGUCGUCGGCUUCUAUAUUCUCAAACGGCCAACAUCCGUUUAUCUUCCUAGUCUUAAAGAAUUGCGACUUGGGGGUGUCAUUUUCAUUGAUGGUGAUCUGACAAGGGAAUUGUUCUCAUCGUGUCCGAUGCUGGAAUAUGUGCAUUUAUUAAAUUGCGAUAUGUUUCGUCUAAAGGUUCUAACUGUUUCUGCUCUCAGACUCAAGUAUUUUCAUAUAGACUAUUGUCGUGGGCUCCAAACAAUUGAGAUGAAUCUUCAUACCCCUAGUCUUAUAUCACUUAUAUGGAGGGGAAAUCUUGCACAAAUCUAUCAUAUAAGGGGUGGCCCAUCUGUUCAUUAUGCAGAUAUUCAAGUUGGAGACAUUUACAGAAGCCAAACGAGUAUAGAUGUUCUCAGUCAAACUACUUUUAAUUUGCUUAAUGAACUCUGUCGUGUUACUGUACUAGCUGUGGAUAAUUUGUUCUUGGAGCUUCUCUUCUACAAGGCGAGUUCUCCAUGGAUAUAUGCAAAUGCAAUUACUUUUCACAACCUGAGCAAUGUCUAUAUGUCUGUCUGGCCAUCCAAGAAGCAUAUUCAGAUGAUUGUAAUCCUCCUCAGUAGAAUGCCGAAUGUCCACAGCGCCCACUUUCUCAUGCUUGCACAAGGGCACCCUUCGCAUGCGUCCGCUUUGGAAUGGAAUGCUGAAAACCUUGAGACCAUUGGGAUGCCAAAUCUUCUGGAAUAUAUUUAUGUUGACAAAUUUGUUGGACAUGAGAUUGAUCUUUACCUGGUGAAAGUUUUCCUUGAGAAUGCAAAAUCAUUAGUUAAGCUGACAAUCUCUACCUGUUGUAAUGAUAUUGAUGGAAAGAAGCCUGAGAUUAUUGAGAAGUUAAUGGCACUUCCAAGAGCUUCAACAAAUGUGGAAGUACUUCUCUUGUAACGUAAUUUUAGUUGCUGAAAAGAGGAAAAACUUAAGAGAUCUCUCGUAAGGAUUCCUGUUUAGAGAAGGAAGAAGAUUCGCGUUUAACAUUGACAGACAAACUCUUGAGUCUUGGGAGACUUACAAAAGUGAGGCUGUGAGAUCCAUUUGAAGAAAAUAAAGAAAAAGGAUGGUGUUAACUUAAUAGGCCAAUAAUAGUUUAGCUACUUGAUGAAAGCCGAUGGAUGCUCUGUUAGAUAUAAAAAUGUAUAUUUUAUAGAAACAAAGAUGUGGAGCUUGUUUGUCUUUCUGUACUAAUCCUUUUGGAUGGAAAGUAAUGUAAUUGCAAAACUUUUGGAAUUUAAAGUAUUCAUCAUUGAAGGACUUUUGCUAGUUUGGAGAACGA
Molecule: messenger RNA, 2579 nt
Organism: Carica papaya (papaya)
Lineage: Eukaryota; Viridiplantae; Streptophyta; Magnoliopsida; Brassicales; Caricaceae
Product: F-box protein At4g22280-like
Molecular function (GO): protein binding
Source: RefSeq, a predicted model, not a curated record